GGCCAAAUGUUCUCAAGCCCAUGGUUGUUUUGCUUACUGAUGUAAAGGAACCAGCCCAAUUAGCCCACAGCCUUAACCGGACCCAGCCUGUUCAGUUUUACUUGAAGUCAAAUGAAAUUACCCAAGUAUUUUUCACCAAUAAUAAUAAUAAAAAAAUUAUCCAUGUACAAAUUUUAUUACUUCAUCAUCAUCAUUUCGUUUUUACUGAACCUUGCCCUCCCGGUCGUCUUCGUUCUAUUCUCUCUGCAACCGAAGACCCUAGAAUCAAUUCUGCCAAUUUGCAUUCCAUCUCAAUGUUGAAGGUCCUCCCGCAGCUGCCUCGCUCACCUCGCUUCUCAAUUCCUCCUCCGACCAGCUGCAGCUCCUCCCAGCUCCGCCCGAAGUUCUGGUUCGUUGAACCCCAAUCUCGGUCAAAGUGAUUUCCCUCUCCCGGGUUACGUCACUCCUAGGCUCGAGGACCAUGCCACGGUUGGUAUUUGUAAAGAAUGACGCUCUACAUUGCUGGUUUUUGUGUUUUGUUUGGAUGCUGUUUGAGCUUUGAGGAACCGGGUUUUUUUAAUACUUCUGUUGGGUUUUAGGGUUUUAUUGUUAAUUAAUAUAUUAGCUCUCAUAUUCGCAAUUUAAUAUGGAUUAGUGUUAAAGAAUGGAUCGUGAGUUGGGGGUUUUCCCCAGUUUGUCGUCUUCAUCACUAAAUCUGGAUGGUUCAAUGGUGCCCCCCAUCAUGACAAAAGAACUUGGAGGUUUCUUUUUAGCAUCUGUAUCAGGGUAUGAAAAGGGCCACUGAUCUGCAAUGUUACUCGCGGAUGGUAUUGUUGUGUCAGGGUUUUUUGCGUUUUGUUCAUCUUUUACUUUGUGUUGGCAGGUAUUGGCGGUGCCAUGGACUGGUAGACCUCUGUUUCCCAGUAUGAUUACAUCUGUCAAUGUGCAGAAGCCAGCAUAUCGAGAAAUAUUGGAAAGUCGAGCGCCUUAUGUUGGUGUUUUUCUGCUCAAAGACGAGCCAAGCACUGAUUUAAAGUCGGAGAAAAGCACCGGCUGUCUCACGGGCAAGGAUCUCUUGAAUCGUCUUCACCAAGUUGGAACGCUAGCUGGGAUUGUGGAUGACAACGGUGGGGAUAUGAUUGCUGGUCAUGAGCUUGUUGGUCAUGGUCGGCUUCGGAUCACAGAGAUGGUCAAUGAAGAUCCUCUUAUUGUGAAGGUUGAUCAUCUCAAGGACAAGCCAUACAGCAAGGCUGACGGUCCCAAUUUGCCUACCGCAUUGGACCUUUUAUCAACCAUCUCCAUGAACCGUGUUCCUUUCAUCGAGCUCAUACGGAGGUUUGAUUUCUCGAGGUUGGCCGAUCACGGGGCUGCAAUCUCCAAUGGUGCAAACAAUUUGCAGCUACAGGAAGUGCUUGCAGAGUUGAACGUGCAUAAGAGGCUGAAACUUGCUCUUGAUCUGGUGAAGGAGCAGACGGAUUUCACCCGACUUUGAGUCCCAGAUGCGGCUUGUUUUGAGUAAAAUAGGUACUAGAAUGGCACUAGAAGAAUCUGGGCUCGAAGAAUACACCCAGCUAAGACCUUGGAUCACAUUCUGUGGUAAAGGUUUUGACAGCGACGGACACCCCCAACGAAGUGGAGCCGCUUACUUGAUUGGAUCUCGGUUCUCUUAUCCAUAUGACAUAUAUAAUUUUGUACAAAUAGCUAAUUGCUAAUGUCGGAGCAAUGCUGAACCAUAUUUCAAGCUGUUCAACUGGAAGUUUUAACCUCAUAUGUAGUAGAAAGUCGUAAUGUUGUUGAUGAAGGAAAGUUAAGCCCGUGGUGUUUUUCUGAUUCUAAAAGCAUAUGGCAUAUUGUACAAAUGACUAAGCCAAUGUGGCGAAAAAGACUGACCAAAUUUCGAGCUCAUGCAUACACCUGAAAAUAUCAAACCAUUUAUCGACCUAUGAUCUUAUAAGAAGAAGAAUAAACAUGUCCUAAGCUU
This is a messenger RNA of Linum trigynum, 1960 nucleotides long. NCBI's taxonomy places the organism in Eukaryota, Viridiplantae, Streptophyta, Magnoliopsida, Malpighiales, Linaceae. The record is from the annotation of a GenBank genome assembly.